AUGUCAGCUAUUUGUCCUUUCCAGCGAAAAGGCAUCAAAUCAACGGCAUCAUGCAGCAUGCUACCCACGCAAUUACCAACGGAGUUAUGGAUCGCAGAAGGGUGGGAAAUGGUUCCCCUACGUUGUCUGUUGCUACCAUCGGCUUCAAUUGUAGCUGGGGUCUCUUUCUCAUCUGAUUCUGAUGGAGACGGCAAGGGUUCUUCAAGUGUGAUUGAAGAUGAUGACCGUGUUUCUGAGAAUAGUAAUGCUCAAGCUCAUCAUCAACAAACAAGACCAAAUAGUACAAGGAUCGUUUCAGAUAGUUGUCUUACUGGUAUGGGUCAUGAUAAUGGUUCGAAUCAACAUAGAUCUGGUGGAUUCAGAAAUUCUGGAUUCGAAGCUGUUAAUGCUGCAUUCAAUAUGAAGAGUCUUGAAAAACAUAUGCUAGAGGGAGUACUUAUGGUACUUUACUAG
Molecule: messenger RNA, 453 nt
Organism: Melampsora larici-populina 98AG31
Lineage: Eukaryota; Fungi; Basidiomycota; Pucciniomycetes; Pucciniales; Melampsoraceae
Exons: 4
Coding region: 1-453 (150 amino acids)
Source: RefSeq, a predicted model, not a curated record